AUGGUCUCCUCUAUCCGGGAGGCACUUGCCCGCUCCAGGGCCUCGUGGGAACCUAGCCACGGGUAUGGUCACCUUGAUCAGGCGACAUCCUUUUCCUGCCUCUCUUGGUGGUCCAAACUGAAUGUGGAAGUGGAUGCGUGGGUGGUUGCUUAUUGCCACCAGCUCGAAGCUUCACACCGACUGAUUGCACCCAACGCUCGUUUCUUUACCGAAUUGGCUGCCCUCUACAUCGGUGACGUCAAACAGUCGCUAUUGAAUCCAGAACAGGUCCAGGAACUGGUGGCACCGCCUGCUCUACGCAAGAGAUGGCACGAUCGGCAGACGAUUACACCAGAGGCAGAGCUGGAGACCGAUUGGACCAGUCUGGCUCGCGCCAUGAGCUCCCUUCCGGCAGGUGUCCAACGUUGGACCACAAAGCAUGUCGUGGGUAUGUGUGGUAUAGGGAAGUUCAAAGUCCGGUGGGGUUCCGCAGACUCAGCUGCGUGCCCCUGCUGUGGCGAGUUCGAGGACCACCUUCAUGUUCCUCGAUGUAUGGCGCCCUCGGCAAGUGCGGAAUGGGAGCGCCAGACGGCGACGUUGGACCAAUGGUUGGACACCCAAGUCACUGACCCAGCCACCAAACACGCUGUCCUCCAUCUUCUUCAAGGGGUUAGUGAUCCGUCCCUACCUUGCAGUCGGUUGGUCCCGGUUCGUCUUCGCCCCGCUUUCCUCUCCCAACAACGCAUCGGCUACCAAUGUUUAUUGGAAGGCCGGCUGUCUGUUCAGUGGCCCUGGGCGGCCCUGCAGGAACAGGACCUUCAGUCACGAGGGAGCCAACGCUCUCCGGCCCUGUGGAUCUCUCGCCUGUCGCAUCAGCUGAUCUUGCUUGGAUUUCAUAUGUGGGAACAUCGGAACUCGGUGCAACAUUCGGAGGACAACGUACAGCUACGCGAACGUAGCCAUUUGGUGAACGCCGUUAUAUCCUUCACCGCUUCUUCCACCCGGCCCAGGCCCCUUCACCCGUUUCGAGGAAUCAACGCCCCGAAAUCACCCCGCCCCGUCGCGGGUAGAGUUAGGAUCCUCUCGAUCCUGACUAGAGCAACUUCUGUCCACCAGAUGUCUCCAAUGGUUCAAACUAGUUGUUGA
Cylindrotheca closterium is the source of this 1125-nucleotide messenger RNA. The record is from the annotation of a GenBank genome assembly. NCBI's taxonomy places the organism in Eukaryota, Bacillariophyta, Bacillariophyceae, Bacillariales, Bacillariaceae.